Cottoperca gobio is the source of this 4342-nucleotide messenger RNA. It is a transcript of the gene kif15, whose product is annotated as kinesin family member 15. The record is from RefSeq and is a predicted model, not a curated record. Gene Ontology annotation, molecular function: ATP binding; microtubule binding; microtubule motor activity. NCBI's taxonomy places the organism in Eukaryota, Metazoa, Chordata, Actinopteri, Perciformes, Bovichtidae. Gene Ontology annotation, biological process: microtubule-based movement.
UCAAAGAAGAAGAAGAAGAAGAAAAAGAAGCGGAAGCAGACCUGCCCGCCAAUUUCGAAGGAUGUAAACAACGUCGUACUCUUACGUCGGACACUGCUAUGAAAAAACUAGCGUUUUAUUUGACAACCUAACAGCGAACAUUUCGUCGACAACAAUGAAUUCCAGUGGAAAAGGAGCUGGCGAUUCAACCCAAGUUGCUGCCAGCAGUGACAGUGAUUCCAUAAAAGUGUUUGUGCGAAUACGACCUUUGACCCAGAGUUCUGGGCUGACCACAGAUGGAGAUCAAAAGCUUUGUCUCACAGUCACCUCACCCAACACCAUCCGUCUGCUAUCAAAACCAGAACCACGAACCUUCACUUAUGACCAUGUUGCUGACAUGGACACCUCUCAGGAGUCUGUAUUCUCCAGUGUGGCCAAGAAUAUUGUUGAGUCUUGCAUAAAUGGAUACAAUGGUACUAUAUUUGCCUACGGACAAACGGGCUCAGGGAAAACGUUCACCAUGCUCGGACCAUCUGAGUUGGAUAACUUCACAGAUGACCUAAGGGGGGUUAUUCCUCGAAGUUUUGAGUACCUUUUUUUUCUCAUCAACAGAGAAGUGGAACGGUCGGGCCAGUCCAAGAGUUUCCUUUGCAAGUGUUCAUUUAUUGAGAUAUACAAUGAACAAAUUUACGACCUUCUGGACACCGCCUCAGCCAGCCUUUUCCUCCGGGAGAACAUCAAGAAAGGUUUGUUUGUUGAGGGAGCCGUGGAGAAGUUUGUCAACUCAGCCGCUGAAGCCUACCAGGUGCUGUCUAUGGGCUGGCGUAAUCGACGAGUGGCCUCCACCUCUAUGAACCGAGAGUCUUCCAGAUCUCACGCAGUGUUCACUAUGACGUUGGAGUCCAAAGAGUCCAUCAAUGAAGUGGUUAACAUUCGAAUGUCUCAGUUGAACCUGGUAGAUCUGGCAGGGUCUGAGAGGCAGAAAGACACAAACACAGAAGGAUCCAGGCUGAAGGAGGCCAGCAGUAUCAAUCGCUCCCUCAUGUGCCUCGGUCAGGUGAUCAUGGCACUGGUUGAUGUGUCCAAUGGGAAGAACCGCCACAUCUGCUACAGAGAUUCUAAACUCACCUUCUUGCUCAGGGACUCUCUUGGAGGAAAUGCAAAGACCUACAUUAUAGCCAAUGUACAUCCUGGUUCGAAGUGUUUUGGAGAAACACUGUCCACCUUGCAGUUUGCUCAGAGAGCAAAGUUGAUAAAGAAUAAGGCCGUCAUCAAUGAAGACACGCAGGGAAAUGUGAGGCAGUUACAAGCUGAGGUGAAGAAACUGAAAGAGCUGCUUGCUCAGGCACUAACUUCUCCGGCAGUGGACUUUGGAAGAGAUGUGGCACCAGGAGGACCCGGACUCUCCAAUGAAAUUCUACCCGAUGUCUCAUAUAAAGCGAAGUUUAUGGCUGCUGCUCGUCUGUGGAGGAAGCGAGAAGAUGAGAAGAAGACGUUGCUCCAGAAAGUGGCUCAGCUUGAGGAGGCCUGGACUCAGAAAGACAAGUUCAUCCAUUCCAGCCGGAUGAUUGUCAGGUUUCGAGAGGACCACAUCUAUCGACUUGAGAAGAAACUGAAGGCAGGACCAGGCUUAAUGUCAGACAAGGACUCUCAGAUUGUGAUCGACCAGCUGAAAGAGGAGAUAAAGAUCUUGAGCGAUCAGGUUGAACAUCACCCAAAGAUGACUCGAUAUGCAGCGGAGAACUUCAGCCUCAGACAUGAAAAUCGUCAACUUCGCACUCUGGAUUCAGUGUUGAAUGCUGAAGAGGCUGUAGUCCAAGUCGCUGCUGAGCUGGAAGAUGCCUUCCAGAGUGCUAUGGAAACAGAAAGACUCACAGAGACUCCAGCAGCUGCUUCAACCCCUGUGUCUGUAGAUGCAGCUGCAAUGGAGAAGCUGAAGGCUCAGCUGCUUCAGAAACAGUCCGACCUCACAGGCGCCCUUCAGGCCUUUGAGGAGUACAAAGAAGUCACCAAAAAGCAGAUGUCUCAGCUGGAGUCUGAGAAAAGAUAUCUUGACAAGUCCAACAGGCAUUUGGAAAACAUUUUGGAAGCCACAAACGCUUACAAAACAAAGGAGGUCUCUGAGCUGAACAGAAUUCACGUUGAAACUAUAAAGAUUCUCACCACGCCCACCAAAGCAUACAACUUGCGGACCCGUUUCGUGCCUCUCUCUAGCCCGGAGCACCUGAAUGGGUUGGACGACAUUUGGACAGAGCAGCCUCCUUCAGACAUGACUGAGAUGGCCUUGACUGAGGAACUGCGUCAUGUGCAGGAGCAGGCCAGCUGUUUCCAGACACAGUUUAAUGAGGAGGAGCUAAAGAGCAGCAAGCUGUUGCAGCAGAUUGCAAAACUUGAGGAGCAAAUCACCGUGAUAUCGCAAGAGUCUGACCGCAACGAUGAGCUUCUUUCUUCUGAGCGAGUUAACAGGAACAGAGAGCAGCUUAACCUACAAGAAAAUGUCAGCGAGCUGCAACAGAGCCUUCAGUCUGAACAGCAAGCCGCAGAAGUGCUGAGGAGUGAGAUCCGUGAUCUACGCCUGGUGCUGCAGUCGUCCGACAAGGAGCUGAACACUGUGAGGAACGAGCUAAGAGACGGCCAGAGCGAGCAGCAGAGAGAGACGAGCCAGCUCUCCAGCAGUCUGAUCAGCACCCAGCUCCAACUUGACAAAGUCCAGCUGGAGUGGGAGCAGCUUCUGGAGCAGCAUCGGACACUGCAGGAUUCAUUCGACACGCUCCAAGCUGAGGCGAAGUUUGAUGCUGAUCAGGCAAGUCAGCAGCUGCAGGACAGGCAGCAGGAGAUUGAUCAACUGAAGGCACAGCUCACGGAAUUGAAUAAUUCUCUGCAGAUAGAGCAAGAACACACAAGCACCCUGAAAUCCCAGAUAAGAGAAAACAAAGAGAGUACAUCAAAAGAACUUAUUGAAACGGUGGAGCAGAAUACACAGCUGAGAAAACAAGUGUCACACCUGACGGUACAAAAUCAACAACAGGCAUCCAAAAUUGUCGAUCUUGAGCAAAAUUCAAACUCUGUCAACGAAACGAUAAAAGGCUUGGAGCAGAAGAUUGAACAGGACAAAGAUGUUGUUUUAGAUCUGAUCAACCAAACCAGAGACCUCCGCAGUGAGCUGAGCCAGAAGGACCAGACCAUCACUCACCUGUCUGAAGACAUCAAAGACAUCACGGUCAAGUACAAUGCUGCCUGCCUUGGAAGGGAGGAUAUCCGGGAGCAAAACUCUAAGAUGCAGGCAGAAAUCUGUGACCUGAAAGAAACUAUAGACAGGCGGGUAGCAUCCAACCAAAUAGAGGUGGAGGUGUUGCAGGAAGAGGUCGUUUAUGCCACUGAGGAGGUAGAGAGACUCACUAAGGUCUUAGCUGAGCAGAACAGCCUCCUCCAGGAGCAAACAGCCCAGAAGGACACGCUGAUACAGAAUCUACAGCAGAAGAUGCAACAACAGCAAGACACUGUUGAGAGAACGAUCAGAAAUGUCAGUUUCAAACCGCUCGUCGAGCAGAUGGGCACACCUAAAUCAUUACCUCGGACACCCUGCACUCCAGGAAGUUUCAAGGACCUGAGCCAUGUGCUAGAGAGCCAGGAGAUGGAGCUGGAGAAUCGACGCUCCUCCAUGAUGAGCAUGGAGAUACUUUUAAUGGAGCUGAACGCUGAGAGGACGGCAAAGAAUGAGGAGAUCCAAAGGCUUAAGAUGCAGUUGACUGAGAAAGAGAUGGUCCGAAUUGAGAUCCAGGCUUUGCUUGACCAGUUUUACAACAAGGAGAGGCAGCCUACGCAGAAUGGAAAUAAUCAAAGUGAUGACUUGAAUGAAACUUUCAAGCAAACCUUCCUUAAAGAGAUACAGGAGGAGAGAGCAGAUAAGAGCAAAAUAAUGCAGCAGCUGUCUGAUACUCAAAAACGAAUGCAAGCGCAGGAGUUGAUGUUGGCCCAGUCUCAAACGUGCGUUCAGGAGCUGACGACUGAGCUCAGGAACCGCUGUAUAGAGUUGAGAGAGCUGAACCAUGGGAUGCAGGAUGAGGAGAAACUAUUCCAGGAAAACGAGGUUCUCCGUAAGCAGAAUGUUCAGCUGUCGGAGGAGAAUGGAAAACUUGUCGGGCAUAGGAACCACAAACAAAGGAUUGAAUAUCUGGUGAAGCUGAAAAAGGACAACACCAAACUUCAAGAGGAAAAUGAAAAGCUCAGAACGGAGAUGAUAAUUAGAGACAACAGUGGAAGUCUGCCACCUGUGAUGCUGUAAAUCCCUGAUUCUUUAAUAGUUUUAAUCUAGGUGAAUUUGCAUCUUUCCCAGUAAAGAAGUUGUAAAAAAAAAAAAAAA